AUGGCUGGCGACAACUCUGAAAAUAAGGAUGCCUCUAUGUUAGAUGUAAGUGACGCAGCCAGCAACUCCAAUAAGAACGAUGGAAGUAACUCAAGCGCAAAUCAAAACAACGAGGCCGCCCUGGCGUACACAUUUUCUCAAAUGAAUGUUGACAAUCCAAACGAAUUAGAGCCUCAACCUCCUCUUAGACAUAAAUCGAGUUUAAUUUUUAAUGAUGACGAUGACGACGAAAUACCACCGUACUCAAACCACGCAGAAAACGGGUUUGGAGAAACUUUCGAUUCCGAUGACGACAACAUCGGCGGUAGCAGCUCGAGUAGUAUCGACAGCAACGAAGCCGAUGGUCAUGAUGCAGAUAUGACAGCAAAUACCCUACAAAAUACGGAUUAUCAAUCAACUCAGCAAGCAGACGUGUCCCAGAAUCAAUCACCUCAACAGCAGCAAGAUGAACAGCAGGGUAGUGUGGCGAACAAAAAAAUAAGAGCUAUGAUGCUUCCAAUUGAUAUCACUUGGCAACAGGGGGGUAGUAAGGUGUAUGUUACCGGUUCAUUCACUGGAUGGAGGAAAAUGAUCGGGCUGGUACCAGURCCUGGACAGCCGGGGAUCAUGCACGUCAAAUUGCAAUUACCUCCAGGUACUCAUCGUUUCAGAUUUAUUGUUGACAAUGAACUAAGAUUUAGUGAUUAUUUGCCCACCGCAACUGACCAAAUGGGUAAUUUUGUUAAUUAUAUGGAAGUAACUGCACCACCUGACUGGAGCAGUGAACCUCAGCAACAAGCAUCCGAUAACAAAACAAAUCAUGCAGAUGAUAGUCAGUCUGCGAAGAGACCAAUGAGCGCUCGGUCAAGGAUCGCAUUGGAGAUAGAAAAGGAACCGGAUGACAUGGGCGACGGUUACACUCGUUUCCACGAUGAAACCCCAUCAAAACCUGAUUUAGAAUACACCCAAGAUAUACCUGCAGUGUUUACUGACCCGAACGUAAUGGAGCAAUAUUACUUGACACUUGAUCAGCAGCAAAAUAACCAUCAGAAUAUGGCUUGGUUGACUCCUCCACAGUUGCCACCUCACCUGGAAAACGUUAUUCUGAACAAUUAUUCAAAUGCGCAAACUGAUAAUAACGAAAACACCUCUGGCGCCCUUCCUAUCCCUAACCACGUUAUAUUGAACCAUCUGGCGACUAGCAGUAUUAAGCACAAUACAUUGUGCGUCGCGUCAAUUGUUCGAUACAAGCAAAAAUAUGUGACCCAAAUACUGUAUACACCGCUACAGUAG
Molecule: messenger RNA, 1272 nt
Organism: Saccharomyces eubayanus
Lineage: Eukaryota; Fungi; Ascomycota; Saccharomycetes; Saccharomycetales; Saccharomycetaceae
Gene: GAL83
Product: Gal83p
Exons: 1
Coding region: 1-1272 (423 amino acids)
Biological process (GO): signal transduction
Cellular component (GO): cytoplasm; nucleotide-activated protein kinase complex; nucleus
Molecular function (GO): protein kinase binding
Source: RefSeq, a predicted model, not a curated record